AUGGAUAAAGUAGCAUCCUCACCUGGUCGCUCUCCGCCACCGCCAAUAAGCACAAAACCCCUUCCGUUUCUCCCGCCCGACACAUUGGCAAUCAUCCUCAACUUUUUAUCCAUUUCAAAGUCAACGUCAACGUUACAUUCGUGCGCCUUGGUGAACCGGAUGUGGUGUAGAUUAUCCAUUCCCUUGCUUUGGUCAAAUCCCUUGUCGUUGAUAUUGCAAUCUUCACCGUCAGAUUGGUGUAUGGUGGAGAGAAAUUCGGCGUUGAUAAUUGAGACCUACGUGGCUUGUUUGUCGAAUGAGGAAAGGCUUCAGUUUAUUGGCAGCACUGAGACGAUUGACCAUGGUGAACCGGAGAAGAUCAGUGAAAUGGUAGCAAUGACCAGAUUCAGAAUGAAUAAUCCUUUGUUUGAUUAUACGGCAUACCUGAAGAAUGUAGACUGUGAACAACUUCGUGGUGCCGUGGAUUGUUGGGUGAAUCUAAUGUACGACACGUUGAACUUACCGUCAACCUUUAAUCCGACUGCAUAUCUGGCGAACGUGCUAUUUAAGCGAUCGAAGGGAAUCAAGAGCUUGAGUUUUAGAUACCUGAAGGAAACAACACUUCAUUCAAUGGACAUUUCAAGAUUUACCGGUGCACAGGAUGCAUUGCGGAAACUAGAGAAUUUUGAUGUCGUUUACUACCCUAGCAAUAAAUAUCUCACCUCUUACUCCGCCGGUGCGCAAUCAUCGAGUUUCAUGGAUGGAUCGAGAUCCGUAUUCGCCCUGAUUAAAUCCCAGCGUCACCUUCGAUGCCUGAAACUUAACGAAUUCUUUCUAGCCAAUCAAUACGAGGAUUUGUGCUCGGCACUAAGCACUCAGGAACCAUUCAACGGAAUCUCGAUUCGCGAAUUGCAUAUUUCUCGAUGCCCGUCGCAAAACUCGAUUCUUCAUCUUCUAAACCUGGUGAGCCCGUUUCACCUGCAAAGACUUGCGAUCGAUAACUGCACCACGGAAAUUAUUGACACCAUCAUUGAGCGUGCCCCGAAUCUUACACAUUUGGAUAUGCGAGUGGCUCCGGACGUGGAAUUGCAACGUUCCGGUGAUAUUCGUACGCACUCCACCAAUAUCCGAAUGUACUCCAACUCGAAUUACAGUACUGUUAACGUCUGCGAGUGUGAUGCCGUGGAGAACGAAAGCUUUCCUCUUCACUACGAAAGCGAUUUAGACACAUUCGAAGAAUUCAUCAUAUCUACCAAGAAUUGCUUGCACCAUCUGCGGUGCCUGGAACACUUUGUGCUGAGAUUGAACACCAACACCACCGACUCUGACUUCGAGAUAAUCGACAGUGUGAGAGAGAUAUUAGAUUCGUUGCCGCGGAGUACAAGCCGUGUGGGAUUAGAGAUGAAUUUUGGGUCGAUACAAGAGCUGUGUAUCGUGUUGAGCGGGCGCAGGGGCGAUGAUCUUGGCAAAUUGGAUUUGUGUUGGCAAGGUAAAUCGAACUUUGAGGAAGUGGUGGAAGUGUUGAACAGAUUUUGGGAGGAUGAGGGCUGGGAAAGUGAAGAGGUGAAAAAGGUCAGAUUGUUUUGCGGGUAUGGUGAUGGGUUGGCGAAUAAUGGUAAGAGGUUUUUGAACGACGCCUCCACGCGUGCGAUCAAUGUGAAGCAAUUGGGCGAGAUGUUGAAUGAGAAUAUUGUAAUGGAUGUCAUCGAAAGCCCGUUUAUUCCUUUGCACUUUGCUUAG
Messenger RNA from Acaulospora morrowiae, 1719 nucleotides. Lineage: Eukaryota; Fungi; Glomeromycota; Glomeromycetes; Diversisporales; Acaulosporaceae. The record is from the annotation of a GenBank genome assembly.